Messenger RNA from Megalobrama amblycephala (Wuchang bream), 9503 nucleotides. RefSeq lists its product as uncharacterized. NCBI's taxonomy places the organism in Eukaryota, Metazoa, Chordata, Actinopteri, Cypriniformes, Xenocyprididae. The record is from RefSeq and is a predicted model, not a curated record. Gene Ontology annotation, molecular function: GTP binding.
CCUGUAGUCUCGCCCAUGUUCUGGAUCCUGUAUGAAAUUCGAGAAAGAUAAACACUACUAGAGUGCUGAACCUACAUUUACUCUGGAACUCCGACUGACAAAAUGGCCUUAAGUGACGCUCAACAUCUCUUAAAUCUGAGGAUUGUGUUGAUGGGGUAUAGAGAUGCUGGGAAGAGUUCAACAGGAAACACCAUCCUGGGCAGAGAGGAGUUUGACUUGAAGAGAUCUGCUCAGUGUGUGAGGAGACAUGGAGAAGUAGCAGACAGACACAUCACUGUCAUUGAAGCUCCAGGAUGGUGGAGUAAUCAACCUGUAGAGUUCAGUCCUGAGAUACUGAAACAGGAGAUUUUGCUCAGUGUGUCUCUGUGUCCUCCAGGACCACAUGCUGUACUGCUGAUCAUACGUGUGGACACUAGAUUUAAAGAGACUGAGAGAAAAUCAGUGCAGGGUCAUCUGGAUCUUCUCAGUGAGAGAGUCUGGAGUCACACUAUAGUUCUGUUCACUCAUGGAGACUCUCUGUUAGACACAUCUAUAGAGCAGCACAUUGAGAGUGAAGGACAGGAUCUUCAGCGGCUGCUGGAAAAAUGUGGGAACAGGUAUCAUGUUCUCAACAAUCACAACAGGAGUGACGACACUCAGAUCAAGGAGCUGCUGGAGAAGAUUGAGGAGACAGUGGCACAAAACAACGGCCGCCAUUUUGAAAUAGACAGAAAGAUUAUACAGGAGGUGGAAGAGAGAAGAAGAGCAGAGGAAGAGAGAGCAGAAGAACGAAUGAAGAGGAUGAAGAAACAGAGGGAAAACAUCAGAUCACAGAUGAGUGACGCUCAACAUCUUUCAGGGCUGAGGAUUGUGUUGAUGGGGUAUAAAGGAGCUGGUAAGAGUUCAGCUGGAAACACCAUCCUGGGCAGAGAGCAGUUUGACUUGAAGAGAUCUGCUCAGUGUGUGAGGAGACAUGGAGAAGUAGCAGACAGACACAUCACUGUCAUUGAAACUCCAGGAUGGUGGUGGAGUUACACUGUAGAGUUCAGUCCUGAGAGACUGAAACAGGAGAUUUUGCUCAGUGUGUCUCUGUGUCCUCCAGGACCACACGCUGUACUACUGAUCAUACGUGUGGACUCUAGAUUUAAAGAGACUGAGAUAAAAGCAGUGCAGGAUCAUUUGGAUCUUCUCAGUGAGAGAGUCUGGAGUCACACUAUAGUUCUGUUCACUCAUGGAGACUCUCUGUUAGACACAUCUAUAGAGCAGCACAUUGAGAGUGAAGGACGGGAUCUCCAGCGGCUGCUGGACAAAUGUGGGAACAGGUAUCAUGUUCUCAACAAUCUCAACAGGAGUGACGACACUCAGAUCAAGGAGCUGCUGGAGAAGAUUGAGGAGACAGUGGCACAAAACAACGGCUGCAAUUUUGAAAUUGACAGAAAGAUUUUACAGGAGAUGGAAGAGAGAAAAAGAGCAGAGGAAGAGAGAGCAGAAGAACGAAUGAAGAGGAUGAAGAAACAGAGAGAAAACAUCAGAUCACAGAUGAGUGAUGCUCAACAUCUCUCAGAUCUGAGGAUUGUGUUGAUGGGGUAUAGAGGAGCUGGUAAGAGUUCAUCAGGAAACACCAUCCUGGGCAGAGAGGAGUUUGACUUGAAGACAUCUGCUCAGUGUGUGAGGAGACAUGGAGAAGUAGCAGACAGACACAUCACUGUCAUUGAAGCUCCAGGAUGGUGGAGGAGUUACACUGUAGAGGACAGUCCUGAGAGACUGAAACAGGAGAUUUUGCUCAGUGUGUCUCUGUGUCCUCCAGGACCACAUGCUGUACUACUGAUAAUACAUGUGAACUCUGGAUUGACAGAGACUGAGAUAAAAUCAGUGAAGGAUCAUCUGGAUCUUCUCAGUGAGAGAGUCUGGAGUCACACUAUAGUUCUGUUCACUCAUGGAGACUCUCUGUUAGACACAUCUAUAGAGCAGCACAUUGAGAGUGAAGGACAGGAUCUCCAGCGGCUGCUGGACAAAUGUGGGAACAGGUAUCAUGUUCUCAACAAUCACAACAGGAGUGACGACACUCAGAUCAAGGAGCUGCUGGAGAAGAUUGAGGAGACAGUGGCACAAAACAACAACUGCCAUUUUGAAAUAGACAGAAAGAUUUUACAGGAGGUGAAGGAGAGAAGAAGAGCAGAGGAAGAGAGAGCAGAAGAACGAAUGAAGAGGAUGAAGAAACAGAGAGAAAACAUCAGAUCACAGAUGAGUGACGCUCAACAUCUCUCAGAUCUGAGGAUUGUGUUGAUGGGGUAUAGAUAUGCUGGUAAGAGUUCAUCAGGAAACACCAUCCUGGGCAGAGACAAGUUUGACUUGAAGAGAUCUGCUCAGUGUGUGAGGAGACAUGGAGAAGUAGCAGACAGACACAUCACUGUCAUUGAAGCUCCAGGAUGGUGGAGGAAUCACACUGUAGAGAAGAGUCCUGAGAUACUGAAACAGGAGAUUUUGCUCAGUGUGUCUCUGUGUCCUCCAGGACCACAUGCUGUACUGCUGAUCAUACGUGUGGACACUAGAUUUAAAGAGACUGAGAUAAAAUCAGUGCAGGAUCAUCUGGAUCUUCUCAGUGAGAGAGUCUGGAGUCACACUAUAGUUCUGUUCACUUAUGGAGACUCUCUGUUAGACACAUCUAUAGAGCAGCACAUUGAGAGUGAAGGACAGGAUCUCCAGUGGCUGCUGGACAAAUGUGGGAACAGGUAUCAUGUUCUCAACAAUCACAACAGGAGUGACGACACUCAGAUCAAGGAGCUGCUGGAGAAGAUUGAGGAGACAGUGGCACAAAACAACGGCUGCCAUUUUGAAUUAGACAGAAAGAUUUUACAGGAGGUGAAAGAGAGAAGAAGAGCAGAGGAAGAGAGAGCAGAAGAACGAAUGAAGAGGAUGAAGAAACAGAGAGAAAACAUCAGAUCACAGAUGAGUGAUGCUCAACAUCUCUCAGAUCUGAGGAUUGUGUUGAUGGGGUAUAGAUAUGCUGGUAAGAGUUCAUCAGGAAACACCAUCCUGGGCAGAGACGAGUUUGACUUGAAGAGAUCUGCUCAGUGUGUGAGGAGACAUGGAGAAGUAGCAGACAGACACAUCACUGUCACUGAAGCUCCAGGAUGGUGGAUAAAUCACACUGUAGAGGAGAGUCCUGAGAUACUGAAACAGGAGAUUUUGCUCAGUGUGUCUCUGUGUCCUCCAGGACCACAUGCUGUACUACUGAUCAUACCUGUGGACUACAGAUUUAAAGAGACUGAGAUCAAAUCAGUGCAGGAUCAUCUGGAUCUUCUCAGUGAGAGAGUCUGGAGUCACACUAUAGUUCUGUUCACUCGUGGAGACUCUCUGUUAGACACAUCUAUAGAGCAGCACAUUGAGAGUGAAGGACAGGAUCUCCAGCGGCUGCUGGACAAAUGUGGGAACAGGUAUCAUGUUCUCAACAAUCUCAACAGGAGUGACGACACUCAGAUCAAGGAGCUGCUGGAGAAGAUUGAGGAGACAGUGGCACAAAACAACAGCUGCCAUUUUGAAAUAGACAGAAAGAUUUUACAGGAGAUGAAAGAGAGAAGAAGAGCAGAGAAGAGAGCAGAAGAACGAAUGAAGAGGAUGAAGAAACAGAGAGAAAACAUCAGAUCACAGAUGAGUGACGCUCAACAUCUCUCAGAUCUGAGGAUUGUGUUGAUGGGGUAUAGAUAUGCUGGUAAGAGUUCAUCAGGAAACACCAUCCUGGGCAGAGAGGAGUUUGACUUGAAGAGAUCUGCUCAGUGUGUGAGGAGACAUGGAGAAGUAGCAGACAGACACAUCACUGUCAUUGAAGCUCCAGGAUGGUGGAGGAAUCACACUGUAGAGGACAGUCCUGAGAUACUGAAACAGGAGAUUUUGUUCAGUGUAUCUCUGUGUCCUCCAGGACCACACGCUGUACUACUGAUCAUACGUGUGAACUUUGGAUUUAAAGAGAAUGAGAUAAAAUCAGUGCAGGAUCAUCUGGAUAUUCUCAGUGAGAGAGUCUGGAGUCACACUAUAGUUCUGUUCACUCGUGGAGAUUUUCUGUUAGACACAUCUAUAGAGCAGCACAUUGAGAAUAAAGGGCAGGAUCUCCAGCGGCUGCUGGACAAAUGUGGGAACAGGUAUCAUGUUCUCAACAAUCUCAACAGGAGUGACGACACUCAGAUCAAGGAGCUGCUGGAGAAGAUUGAGGAGACAGUGGCACAAAACAACGGCUGCCAUUUUGAAAUAGACAGAAAGAUUUUACAGGAGGUGGAAGAAAGAAGAAGAGCAGAGGAAGAGAGAGCAGAAGAACGAAUGAAGAGGAUGAAGAAACAGAGAGAAAACAUCAGAUCACAGAUGAGUGAAGCUCAACAUCUCUCAGAUCUGAGGAUUGUGUUGAUGGGGUAUAGAGGAGCUGGUAAGAGUUCAUCAGGAAACACCAUCCUGGGCAGAGAGGAGUUUGACUUGAAGACAUCUGCUCAGUGUGUGAGGAGACAUGGAGAAGUAGCAGACAGACACAUCACUGUCAUUGAAGCUCCAGGAUGGUGGAUAAAUUACACUGUAGAGAAGAGUCCUGAGAUACUGAAACAGGAGAUUUUGCUCAGUGUGUCUCUGUGUCCUCCAGGACCUCAUGCUGUACUACUGAUCAUACGUGUGGACUACAGAUUUAAAGAUAAUGAGAGAAAAGCAGUGCAGGAUCAUCUGGAUCUUCUCAGUGAGAGAGUCUGGAGUCACACUAUAGUUCUGUUCACUCAUGGAGACUCUCUGUUAGACACAUCUAUAGAGCAGCACAUUGAGAGUGAAGGACAGGAUCUCCAGCGGCUGCUGGACAAAUGUGGGAACAGGUAUCAUGUUCUCAACAAUCUCAACAGGAGUGACGACACUCAGAUCAAGGAGCUGCUGGAGAAGAUUGAGGAGACAGUGGCACAAAACAACGGCCGCCAUUUUGAAAUAGACAGAAAGAUUUUACAGGAGAUGAAAGAGAGAAGAGGAGCAGAGGAAGAGAGAGCAGAAAAACAAAUGAAGAGGAUGAAGAAACAGAGAGAAAACAUCAGAUCACAGAUGAGUGAAGCUCAACAUCACUCAGAUCUGAGGAUUGUGUUGAUGGGGUAUAGAGGAGCUGGUAAGAGUUCAUCAGGAAACACCAUCCUGGGCAGAGAGGAGUUUGACUUGAAGACAUCUGCUCAGUGUGUGAGGAGACAUGGAGAAGUAGCAGACAGACACAUCACUGUCAUUGAAGCUCCAGGAUGGUGGAUAAAUUACACUGUAGAGAAGAGUCCUGAGAUACUGAAACAGGAGAUUUUGCUCAGUGUGUCUCUGUGUCCUCCAGGACCUCACGCUGUACUACUGAUCAUACGUGUGGACUAUAGAUUUAAAGAUAAUGAGAUAAAAUCAGUGCAGGAUCAUCUGGAUCUUCUCAGUGAGAGAGUCUGGAGUCACACUAUAGUUCUGUUCACUCAUGGAGACUCUCUGUUAGACACAUCUAUAGAGCAGCACAUUGAGAGUGAAGGACAGGAUCUCCAGCGGCUGCUGGACAAAUGUGGGAACAGGUAUCAUGUUCUCAACAAUCUCAACAGGAGUGACGACACUCAGAUCAAGGAGCUGCUGGAGAAGAUUGAGGAGACAGUGGCACAAAACAACGGCCGCCAUUUUGAAAUAGACAGAAAGAUUUUACAGGAGAUGAAAGAGAGAAGAAGAGCAGAGGAAGAGAGAGCAGAAAAACAAAUGAAGAGGAUGAAGAAACAGAGAGAAAACAUCAGAUCACAGAUGAGUGACGCUCAACAUCACUCAGAUCUGAGGAUUGUGUUGAUGGGGUAUAGAGGAGCUGGUAAGAGUUCAUCAGGAAACACCAUCCUGGGCAGAGAGGAGUUUGACUUGAAGAGAUCUGCUCAGUGUGUGAGGAGACAUGGAGAAGUAGCAGACAGACACAUCACUGUCAUUGAAGCUCCAGGAUGGUGGAUAAAUUACACUGUAGAGAAGAGUCCUGAGAUACUGAAACAGGAGAUUUUGCUCAGUGUGUCUCUGUGUCCUCCAGGACCACACGCUGUAGUACUGAUCAUACGUGUGGACUAUAGAUUUAAAGAUAAUGAGAUAAAAUCAGUGCAGGAUCAUCUGGAUCUUCUCAGUGAGAGAGUCUGGAGUCACACUAUAGUUCUGUUCACUCAUGGAGACUCUCUGUUAGACACAUCUAUAGAGCAGCACAUUGAGAGUGAAGGACAGGAUCUCCAGCGGCUGCUGGACAAAUGUGGGAACAGGUAUCAUGUUCUCAACAAUCACAACAGGAGUGACGACACUCAGAUCAAGGAGCUGCUGGAGAAGAUUGAGGAGACAGUGGCACAAAACAACGGCCGCCAUUUUGAAAUAGACAGAAAGAUUUUACAGAAGAUGAAAGAGAGAAGAAGAGCAGAGGAAGAGAGAGCAGAAGAACGAAUGAAGAGGAUGAAGAAACAGAGACAAAACAUCAGAUCACAGAUGAGUGACGCUCAACAUCACUCAGAUCUGAGGAUUGUGUUGAUGGGGUAUAGAGGAGCUGGUAAGAGUUCAUCAGGAAACACCAUCCUGGGCAGAGAGGAGUUUGACUUGAAGAGAUCUGCUCAGUGUGUGAGGAGACAUGGAGAAGUAGCAGACAGACACAUCACUGUCAUUGAAGCUCCAGGAUGGAGGAAGAAUCACACUGUAGAGAUGAGUCCUGAGAUACUGAAACAGGAGAUUUUGCUCAGUGUGUCUCUGUGUCCUCCAGGACCUCACGCUGUACUACUGAUCAUACGUGUGGACUAUAGAUUUAAAGAUAAUGAGAUAAAAUCAGUGCAGGAUCAUCUGGAUCUUCUCAGUGAGAGAGUCUGGAGUCACACUAUAGUUCUGUUCACUCAUGGAGACUCUCUGUUAGACACAUCUAUAGAGCAGCACAUUGAGAGUGAAGGACAGGAUCUCCAGCGGCUGCUGGACAAAUGUGGGAACAGGUAUCAUGUUCUCAACAAUCACAACAGGAGUGACGACACUCAGAUCAAGGAGCUGCUGGAGAAGAUUGAGGAGACAGUGGCACAAAACAACGGCCGCCAUUUUGAAAUAGACAGAAAGAUUUUACAGGAGGUGAAAGAGAGAAGAAGAGCAGAGGAAGAGAGAGCAGAAGAACGAAUGAAGAGGAUGAAGAAACAGAGACAAAACAUCAGAUCACAGAUGAGUGACGCUCAACAUCUCUCAGAUCUGAGGAUUGUGUUGAUGGGGUAUAGAGGAGCUGGUAAGAGUUCAUCAGGAAACACCAUCCUGGGCAGAGAGGAGUUUGACUUGAAGAGAUCUGCUCAGUGUGUGAGGAGACAUGGAGAAGUAGCAGACAGACACAUCACUGUCAUUGAAGCUCCAGGAUGGUGGAUGGAUUACACUGUAGAGAAGAGUCCUGAGAUACUGAAACAGGAGAUUUUGCUCAGUGUGUCUCUGUGUCCUCCAGGACCACACGCUGUACUACUGAUCAUACCUGUGGUUGAUAGAUUCAAAAAAACACACAGAAAAUCAGUGCAGGAUCAUCUGGAUCUUCUCAGUAAGAGAGUCUGGAGUCACACUAUAGUUCUGUUCACUCAUGGAGACUCUCUGUUAGACACAUCUAUAGAGCAGCACAUUGAGAGUGAAGGACAGGAUCUCCAGCGGCUGCUGGACAAAUGUGGGAACAGGUAUCAUGUUCUCAACAAUCACAACAGGAGUGACGACACUCAGAUCAAUGAGCUGCUGGAGAAGAUUGAGGAGACAGUGGCACAAAACAACGGCUGCCAUUUUGAAAUAGACAGAAAGAUUUUACAGAAGACGAAAGAGAGAAGAAGAGCAGAGGAAGAGAGAGCAGAAGAACGAAUGAAGAGGAUGAAGAAACAGACAGAAAACAUCCGAUCACAGAUGAGUGACGCUCAACAUCUCUCAGAUCUGAGGAUUGUGUUGAUGGGGUAUAGAGGAGCUGGUAAGAGUUCAUCAGGAAACACCAUCCUGGGCAGAGAGGAGUUUGACUUGAAGAGAUCUGCUCAGUGUGUGAGGAGACAUGGAGAAGUAGCAGACAGACACAUCACUGUCAUUGAAGCUCCAGGAUGGUGGAUGGAUUACACUGUAGAGAAGAGUCCUGAGAUACUGAAACAGGAGAUUUUGCUCAGUGUGUCUCUGUGUCCUCCAGGACCACACGCUGUACUACUGAUCAUACGUGUGGUUGAUAGAUUCAAAAAAACACACAGAAAAUCAGUGCAGGAUCAUCUGGAUCUUCUCAGUGAGAGAGUCUGGAGUCACACUAUAGUUCUGUUCACUCAUGGAGACUCUCUGUUAGACACAUCUAUAGAGCAGCACAUUGAGAGUGAAGGACAGGAUCUCCAGCGGCUGCUGGACAAAUGUGGGAACAGGUAUCAUGUUCUCAACAAUCACAACAGGAGUGACGACACUCAGAUCAAGGAGCUGCUGGAGAAGAUUGACGAGACAGUGGCACAAAACAACGGCUGCCAUUUUGAAAUAGACAGAAAGAUUUUACAGAAGAUGGAUGGUAGAAAGAAGGCAGAAGAGCGACUGGAUAAAUGUAGAGAAGACAUCAGAUCACAGACCAUGAGUGGAGAUGAUGGAUCUGAUUCAUGGUCUCUGGGAAGUUCAGCUUACGGUUCAUUCAGAUCACGAUCAGGAGCAGAAACAGUUUUCAGUUCAUCACGUUCCAGAGAUUCAUCUCACACAAGUUAUGAAUCAGGAGCAAUAAAACGAUAUAACAGCAUGGAAAUACCUCCACCAGACAUGAGUGGAGAUGAGCGGUCGGACACACAGUCUGUGGGAAGUUCUGCUUACGGUUCAUUCAGAUCACAAUCAUCAGCAGACAGCGGUUCAGUUUUUAGUUCAUCACGCUCAAAAGUCUCAUCUCACAGCUCAGGAUUCGGGUCUUUACGGUCCAUCCCGGAGUCUGAGGAACAUUCAGGAACCAGACGAACACUUGCUUUACCCAAGAUCUCAACACUUUUCCCAAGAAGAGUAAAGAAGGAUGAUAAACAUGAAGAAGACACUGAGAAUUCUUAAUUUGAUAUAAUUCAAGUUAAGAGAAAUUGUGUCUUUAUAUGUUGACAUUUAUAGUUUUGACAAUAUUUAAUGAUAAAUAUGAAUAAAACUAAAAGGUAUAUGCGGUUGUUUUAACCUUGAGUGAUGAAGUUAACUGUAAUUCACAUUAGCAGAGCUGUAACAAAUAUAUUGAUAUGUAAUUAACAUUUGUUGAUUAUUUUGUCAUAGAUUUGUCAAUUAAACUUUCUGUAUAAUUCUGUAUUAAUCCCAGAUUUAUGUUCAUGUACACAGACACACAGAAGCUUUGCUGUCUACAGUUGGCAAAUGCAGCUCGCUUCUUUUGAAAGCUAAAGUGUUUUAGCUGCUAUUUCUGUAUUGUUUAUGAUUUGAAGCUUCUAAUGCAGCGUCCUAAACAUCAAAAUCCUCCUCAAGAGAUCAUAAGUGCAUACGUGACUCAACUAAUGCUUAUAUUAAUUUAAAAUAGUCUGAAUUUAUUGACUUCCUCCAAUAAAGCACAAAAUACA